AUGUCCAUAUGCCACAAUACUUCAUACCAGCCCGUAACUCAAGGCAUCGGACAGCAUGUAAUUCAAUAUCUUCCUAUCCAACAUAACAUUGUUGGACUAGUUAACAAAAAGAAACUAACAAAAACCUACCUAGGCUUCGCUCUCUACCGCGCACUCCUACGACAAGCCCCGCUCAUCCCUCUCCCCGAUGACCUAGCCACUCCCCGGGGUCCCGUCAACCCAAUUAAACACCUAAUUCGACGAGCCUUUCGCCGGAACACCUCCGUCACUAGCCCUCGUCUCGUGUAUCCUGCCCUUAAGGCAGGGUACCAGAUCCUCGGCCUCCUCCAAUCCGCCACCUCGUCUUCCCUCGAGAGCCCCAAUGCCGACCACGCCUCCAUAUUAUCAUUCCUUCGUGAUCGCCAUGACGAGCGCAGCCGCUCUCUAGCUGCAAAAGCCAUACACCCCCCUUACAGCCGCACUCCACCCAAGCCGCACUCUGGGCCGUGGCCAGGCGCAGAACCUCUCCUCGUAAACGUAACGCCUGCGCCUACAGCCCAGAACCCCAAUCCGAAACCUGUAUUUGCAAUACCGUCACGGCCGCGGCCCGCAUCUGAACUCGGCGGCUCCGGGCGGCGGCGCGUGCCACAUAUAGAUCUGGCGUCGGAUACCCCGUUCCUACGCACCAAGAAGCCCCAGCCGACGUAUCUAAGCCAUAUCCUAAGACACAGGAUCCGCAAGCGCGUCCAGCGCCUGGAGAGCGUACAAACCUUAUACGAAAAUGAUAUCCCCGCCGCAGAGCUCGAGGACAACUGGGAAUGGAUGAUGGGUACAAUGUUACUUGAGCAGAGAUCAGCGGAAAUAAGGAAAGAACGGGAUGGAGAUAACAGACGAGGUAAUGAUACUCGUUCAAGUAUAAAAUCCAUCGAGGCAGAUGCCGCACGGGGCGAAUUCCGGAAUGAGACAUUCCGGCAGACAGUCUACGUUCAAGGCAUCAUAUACACGCAAAACGUGCUAAACCGCGAACGAGAGGAGCAGGUCGCACGGGCAGACGCCAUGCGCAGGUUGAUUAUAGAAGAAGAGAAGCUGGCUAAGCAGGAGAAGGCGGAGAGGGAUGCCAACAGGAGGAAGCACUGGGAGGCAAAGAUGCAAGAAUUACACGGCGCAAUGUGGAAAGAACUCUUCCCAAACCUGGAUGGGGAAGAUAGCUCGAGUGUCUAG
This is a messenger RNA of Daldinia childiae, 1200 nucleotides long. RefSeq lists its product as uncharacterized. The transcript has a single exon. The record is from RefSeq and is a predicted model, not a curated record. NCBI's taxonomy places the organism in Eukaryota, Fungi, Ascomycota, Sordariomycetes, Xylariales, Hypoxylaceae. The coding region runs from base 1 to 1200 and encodes 399 amino acids.